AUGACACCACCUUUGAAACCAGAGCGAAUGGACUUGUCAGGAGCAGAUAAUUAUCUGAUGGCAAUUUUAAAACCGCCUAUUAACAAUAUAGAUAUUGAUAGUUUUCCCAAUAAUGUUUGUUUUAAAAAUCCAAAACUUCAACAAGAAAGAAGUGUUCUUGAGACUUUACCACGAGUAUUUAAAGAUCAGCCUUUACUUGCUCCAGAUAAAAGACAAGAUAAGGAUUUUGGUCACGAGCCGAUACCUUCAGGUGACUUGGAUUGGAAUAAAGUCUUUACAUUCCUUGUCAACAUUAUAGAACCUUCAACAUGGAAGCUGUUUUUUGUAGAGCUAUUCGGUAUGUUCUCAACAGAACAAGAACUAAUCCUGGAACAAGAUAUAAGAACUAACAAACUCAUUCGCUUAAGUGAUAGCUAAGACCUAUGAUACAAAUCAUUUCAUUCAAAUAGAAGUCAAUUUUUCAUUCAAAUUUUUUAAGUGUAACACUCCCUUUUUCAUUUAAGCCCAAAUUUUACGAUCAGUACAUCUUGGCUAAUAUUAAUAUUAACCUCGGACUAAUGGAUUAAAAGUAGUUUUACCACGUGGUAUUAGAUGUAAACUAUUAUUUGAAAAAUGACAACCCAUGUAAAUAUUUGAUAUUUAAAGGAAAAUAAGGUCUAAUUUGGUAAAUGUUUUAUUGAAAAUUCAUCGUCUGACACCCACAGCCAAACCUAAACAUAUAUCAUCCAUGGGAUUUUGGGGUAAUAUCCUGUCAAAGACAUCUAUCAAAACGCUCGUUCUGUCCGACAUUCGGUAAUACAUUCAGAUGCGUAAAAAAUCAAUAUUUAGAUUAUGAACGAUUUCCUGCAAAAAAAAACCAUUGAUAAUUUAUUGUCAUUGAUAGUUUGUACCUUCGUGGUUGAAGAAUAUUAAUUCUGUUAUACGCGAGCGAAUUUUUUGGUCGAUAUUUUAUUCAUCUGUUACUGUACAUCGACGCAAAUCGAUAUAUUUCACCCACGGCCUGAUUGCAUGUUAAUCAUCCGUUUGUGCUCGACGAUGGUCAAUGUCAUUCUUAAAAGCUUAUUUGAAAGCGUUUUGUUCGGAGCAAAACUUUUUAAUUCACACGGGAUUUUAAUUCAGGUCCUUGCGACCAAAGUCAAUGUCACACAUAGAUGUCAAUGUUCAGAUAUAAAUAUGAGCAUUUGUACAAUCAUUUAUUGAUGAAUUGUAACACUAAUGGCUACUCUCAUGAAAACGGCUGGGACACAUACAAUCUAGGGAAAUGUUUGCAAGGUCAAGGUCACGAGAGAUGAUUAAUUAUCAAGAUAUUUUCCAGAUUUUUCAUAUCUCCUACAUUCAUGGAGUAAUUUUAAUGUCAAUUUAUAGAAAUAUUUAGUGCUGAGAAACGUAAUGCCCUGCUCAUGUAACAGGUUUCUAUGACAAAGGUCAAGGUCACUUCAAAAGCAAAAUGUACAUGCAUUGAGGAAUUUUUAUAUUAUUUUGCAAAAAUUUUCAUCUUCAUGACGUUGAGCAUAUGCAACUAAAGUCAAGGCAUCACAACGUAGAGGUACAAUUUCCAAUUAGAAUAUAAAAAUAUGUUUAGCGACCACCUUGCUUGUCACACUUCUUAUCGCCAACAUCUCUUAUCGCCAAAACUUUUGUAGUGGGCAUAUUU
Ruditapes philippinarum (Manila clam) is the source of this 1654-nucleotide messenger RNA. RefSeq lists its product as uncharacterized. The coding region runs from base 1 to 417 and encodes 138 amino acids. The record is from RefSeq and is a predicted model, not a curated record. Lineage: Eukaryota; Metazoa; Mollusca; Bivalvia; Venerida; Veneridae. The transcript is spliced from 3 exons.